Molecule: messenger RNA, 1723 nt
Organism: Dromaius novaehollandiae (emu)
Lineage: Eukaryota; Metazoa; Chordata; Aves; Casuariiformes; Dromaiidae
Gene: DEXI
Product: Dexi homolog
Exons: 3
Coding region: 562-843 (93 amino acids)
Source: RefSeq, a predicted model, not a curated record
AUGCUGGAGGAGCUCGGGGAGCGCCCGGCGGCCCGGUGCGGCCUGGCGCCCGGUGCGCGCGGCGUGCAGCCGCGGGGUGCCCGGGGCAGAGAGGAGAGCGCACCCCGCCGGCGGCAGCGCGGGGCUGCGGCGGCGCUGCUGCAGGGGCAGAGGAAAGGGGAGGCCCCGUCCCCCCCCCCAGCCAGACGUGGCCGAUACCCCCGGGCAGGGGAAACGGGAUACGAGUGCGGAUAGAGCCCCGUGAGCGCGGCGGUGCCAAUCACGGUGCCUCCAAGCCAACCAGCGGCGGCGAGGGGCGGCGGCGGGCGGUGUCGGCGGAGGAGCGAUGCGAGGGGAGCCGGAGCGGGGUCCGCAUUGCUCCGUCUCCGGGAUCUUGGCGUUUUCCGCAGCUGAGGCUGCGGGUGCGUCCUCGCCCGCCUUCUCCCCGCUCCCCGCCUGCGUCCCGCGGCUCCCGCACCUCCUCCGCGCCCCGCCAGGCGCCGGUGGGGCAGGUCGGCGCCCGCAGCCCGCCGCCGAGCAGCGCCCCGGCCGCGGAGCGCCGCCGCAGUGCCGCGCAGCUGUAUGCCCGCCGCGGUCUCGGCACAUCUGGAUUCGCUGGAGUCCUGGGCCUUCCAUGCGCUGUUGGUGCUGCCCUAUAUGUUUUACGUGGGCUUGUUCUUCGUCAACGUGCUGAUCCUGUACUAUGCCUUCCUGAUGGAGUACAUCGUUCUCAAUGUGGGCAUCGUCUUCGUGCCCGAGGAUAUGGACCAGGCUCUGGUGGAUCUGGGGGUGCUGUCCGACCCUGGCUCAGUGCUCUACGAGACGGACAGCGAGCUGGAUGUCUUUGAUGGCUAUUUGGAAUAACGCCCCCGCGGCGCCCCGAAGUGACGUGACUGCGGAGCGAAGCCUCCUGGCCGCGGGCCGCCGGGGCUGGGUGUCCCGGCACAGCCGUAGCUAAGGCAUCGCCGCCGCCCGGGGAUGCCGCCGCCGCCCGGGGAUGCCCUCGCCGCGUCUCAGCUCCUUCUGCACAGCAUCUUCCGUUCAAAAUGGCCUCACGGGUGCCGGGGUCAGCGGGGGCUGCUGCUCCUGGCCGGGCUGCGCAGGACCUGCCGCCGCUGCCGGGAAGGGCACCGUCGGGCUCGCACGGGAAAUUCAUUAUAUACCUGAAAUGGAUUAUGACCAGGUUACUGGAUCAAGUCAUGGAAAGAAAUUAUACUCUGAAAUGUAGAGAUGAAAAGAAGGACAAUGGGACAACAGGAAGAGUUGUUAUCAGACCUUGUCAAUUGUGACUUUUUCCCCAUGAUCAUUGCAUCUGAGCGUGCACUAACUGCAGUGAUUCAUGUACACUACCGGGCUUCCAUAGGUAAUUCUGUGUUGGACUGAAAAAAAGCUGUGUUCUGUUAUAACAGAAAUUCAAGACUUUACUCAGAUUUGAUAAACUUUUGACUGAAUACCGUGUCACCCAAAUGGACACAUUCUACAUACUGCUUAAACAAGUUUCACAGUCGCACACUGAAAACUCUGCCAGCCAGUAGUUCAAAAUCAGUGCUCUCUCAGGGGAAUAUAUCCAGAAGUGGCUGCAAGGGAGGUUCUGUUCAGGGCAGAAUUAUGGCAAGAACUGUGCUAAUAAGAUAUUUUGUUUAUAUUGUGAGUUUUGAAAUAGAUCAGAGAGUGAAUUUUAUAUAAGUCAGGUGGAUUCAUUGCCUAACACAAGAUACUUUACGGAUUGUUUAAGCUCGUGUUC